Messenger RNA from Chlamydomonas reinhardtii, 3978 nucleotides. RefSeq lists its product as uncharacterized. The coding region runs from base 365 to 3262 and encodes 965 amino acids. Lineage: Eukaryota; Viridiplantae; Chlorophyta; Chlorophyceae; Chlamydomonadales; Chlamydomonadaceae. The transcript is spliced from 12 exons. The record is from RefSeq and is a predicted model, not a curated record.
CUUCAACUACUCUCUAUGACCAUUCUUCCAUACACCAUCAUUGUGCCGCAUAUUGCUUCUCACCUUUAGAAUGUCACCUGUGCAUUUUCGUCGAACGGAUACAGAACAGUAUUUGGAAUAGUGAAGGCCUAUGUCUCCUUUCUUAGCCAUGUAUCACAUCCAGCUGCUGGUAUGUGCGCUCAGCUUGCUGGCCUGUGCGCGGGGAGCGACCAUCGAUUGCUGGACUGGAGCCCAGCAGUUGCCCCUGCGUGUGCGAGAAAUUGUGCUGGUGCUGCUGCCAAGCCAAUCAGCUUUAGCUGGCGCUGCGGAGGGGCGUCAGCCUGGCGAGGGGCUUACAGUCCUCCUCGAGGAGCAUCGCAAGUGGAUGUCGCGCGGCGUGACCGUGGUAUCAGCCGUGCGCUCCUCCAACUCUGAGGCAAUUACUGCCGCCGAUGACACAACGUCAACGGCAUCCGGUCGCUGGCUAGAAAUUGACCUGGACGGCUGGGCAAAGUUCGGGGGCGACCCCGCAGCUACCUCGGCAGUUGCUCCCUCGGCAGUGGCCGCGGCGCUGGCACCGGGCCGUGCAGCAGCCGCGCUGUCGGCGGCUGGAUUGCAAUCUUCCUGGCGCUGGCUGUUCAUGUUGCCCGUUGACAGCCUGGCAAACCUGGAUGCGCUUCGGGUGCUGCUGGACGGCUGGGACCACACCCUGCCGGCGGCCGUGUCCGACUGCCUCGUGCCCACGCCCUCCGCCGCCGACGGCAGUAGCAGCAGCGAUAACGGCAGCGGCGGCGGCGAUGGAAGCAGUAGCAGCAGUGGUGGCAAUACCGGCGGAGGCAGUAGCUCAGCAGGAAAAGGAGCGGGGGAAGGGGCGGGGGCAGGGGAGGGCGGCGGGGCCCGCUGCUGCUGCCGCGCCGGCGGCCGCGCCUGCCGCGGCCGCCGCACGCCGCCCGCCGUGCUGUCCGCCGCCGGCGGCGUGGCACUCAGUCGCGGCCUGCUCUACCCCUGCCCCGCCAACGCCAUUAGCAGCAGCAGUAGCGGCAACGGCAGCGGCGGCAGUAGCAGCAGCAGCAGCGGCGGCAGUAGCAGCAGCAGCAGAGUCGGCAGUCGCAGCAACGGCGGCCACCGCAGCGCAGCGCAGCUGCUGUGGGGCGGCGGCGCUGCUAACGCCGCCGCUGGUGGUGUCACCAGUGGCAGCAACGUGUCGCUGACGCCGCCGGCUCUGGCGGCGCUGGCCCACUUCCUUGCGGCCUCGGAGCCGCUGUCGGACGGGUCGGGCUUUGACGUGCUCAGCCGCCUCCUGUACUACAGCGGCCUCGCCAUCACCACGCCACACCCGCACCCACACGCCGCUUCCUCGUCCUCGGGCGGCGGCGGCGGCGGCGGCGGCGGCGGCGGGUUGGUGCUGGGUCGGCACCGCUUCGGCGGCCACUCCGCCACCUACACGUUCCGGGGCCUGGACCAAGCGGCGGCGCUGUGUGGGGGCGCUACUGCCGCCGCCACCACGGCUACUGCCACCGCCGCUACUGCCACCGCCGUUGCUGCUACAGCCGCCGCUGCGCCGCCAUGGUGCAGCCACGUGCUGUGGGGCGUGGUCAGCACCCCAGUGGCGGCCGGGCCACCGGCGGGGGCGCCCGGCGGGGCUGCUGCAUCUGCAGCUGCUACUGCCGCUGCAGCUGCUACUGCCGACACCGGCACGGCGCCGCGAGCGCAGCUGCUACUGCCGCCGCAUAUGUACGAAUCCCUGUGGGCCGCCCUCAACGCCACCUCAGCUGCUGCUACCGCCUUCACCAGCACCGGCAGUAGCAGCGACGGCGCAACCGGCAGUAGCAGCGACGGCGCUGGCACGGCGCUACAGCCGUCCUCCUCUGCAUCCUCCUCCUCCUCCCAGGCGGCCGGCCGGCGCUACUACAGCGGCCUUGUGUGUCAGUCGCCGCUGCCCAGCUGCCUGGCACUGCCCGGCGCCUGUGUGGGCGGCGGCGCGGGGCCGGAGCCGCCCUGUGCGGUGUGGCGGCGCGGGCGGUUCGACUGGGGCGCACCGGAGCCGCACUACGAGUGGGAGAACUUCCUGGACUGGCGCGGGUCCCACAACCCGCACCACUUCGGCUGGCGAGUGCCACUGGCGGGCUACCACCGCCCCGGCACCGCGCCGCCCGACCUGCCCGCGUGCAAGGAAAUGGACGUGCCCGGGUUCUGGGGCCGCGGACGCUGGAUUGCACACGUGCCGCACCCGCACCCGCAGCCAGGACAGCAGCAGGACCCCGCGGCGGCGGCGGCGGCGGCGGCAGCGGGGGCGGCAGCGGGGGCGGCGGCGGCGGGGGCGGCGGCGGCGGUGCGGCUGACGGCGGCGGAUGUGGCGUCUGAGCGGCUGCGGCCGGACGCGGAGAACAGCACGUGUGGCUUCCACCGACUGAGCCGGGCGGGGCUCAUGCGCUGCUUCGCCGGCAAGCGGGUGUACUUUGUGGGCGACUCCCUGGCUCGCCAGAUGUACUCGCGCCUGGUGUCGCACCUGCGCGGCAUCGAGGCGUCCGUGGAGCACGCGGAGGCGCAGGGGCAGCAGCAGGGGCGGCGGGUGCUGCGCGGGCGGGUUGAGACCGACCGGCGGCAGCAGCAGCAGCAGGCGGCAGCAGCAGGGGGAACAGCAGUAGCAGCAGGGGCAGUAGCAGGUGGUGACGGGGAGGGGGAGCUGCUGCGUCUGGGGUUCUUCUGGCUGGAGUCGGUGGCGCGCUGGCAGGAGGUGUUGCCGCAACUGGCGCCCGACGUGUUCGUGUUCGGCGGCAUGCGCUGGCACGAUGAUCCCCGCGGCCCGGACGCGGCCCUGGCCGCCGCCACCGCCGUCGUGUCCCAUGCCGCCGCCCUGCCCGCCAGCACCACCAGCAGCAGCACCGGCGGCAGCAGCACCAGCAGCAGCAGUAGCGGCAGGCCCCGCCUGGUGGUGUGGGCUCCCUUCGGCUACGGCACCAAGCCCGACAACGUGACUGCCGCCUGGGCGGCGCGGCUGCGGCGAUGGGCCGCCGACAUGGCCGCCGCACACCCGCCGCCGCCGCCGGGCGGGGGGUCGGGCGGCGUGCGCGUGCAGGUGCUACCGGCCGACGCCAUGAGCCGCACCGCGCCCUUCCUUCGUGACUAUGGCGAGGAGAAGGCCACGCACUGGGGCUGUGAGUACCAGCUGGCCUGGCCGGGCGCCAUUGCCAGCGCCAAGACGCCGGCGGACGGGGACUGCACCGACCUGUUCGACUUCAACAGCGUUCAGAUGGUCGCAAGCACCUACUGCUCCAGCUAGGUUAUAGCUAAGAUUAGGUAGAUGAGGUAGAGGAGUUAAGUUAGCUAGCCGUGGGCUGUAAAAUGGCUAGCUAGCAAGCGGCUACUGCAGGCACUCAGUUAGCUAUCAACGAAUGUUGGGAGGGCUGCCAGAACGCAUGAGCGGAACGGAAAGUUGGAGUAAUGUGUUUGGAAUCAUGCGAUAGGGGGAACUGUGUAUGCAAUGCUUGAGCGGUCGUGCGUGUAUGUGUGUGUAUGUGUGCGUGCGCGGGGCACUGCCAGUUGUUGAGGACGUGAGCCAGGGGAGCUGACGGUGAUGAUUCGCCUGGCGGGUUGGAGCGGGUUGGAAGCGGGUUGGAGGCGGGUUGGAGGCGAGUGAGCUGCCUGUGGGGGAUCACGAGGGAGAGAGAUGAGAGAGAGCGCGUGCGCAUGCAGUGGAGUGGAGUGUGAAGGAUCGUAUCAUGGAUUCAUGGGGUGUGGAGGGCGACAGGGCGCGCUUGGAGCCGUGGCGGCAGGGGCUGGCGGUUAAGGCGGAGGACGGGCAUGCCGCAUGCGGUGUGGCAUGUGUGUGUGCAGGCGCUGCGGUGGUGGUGGCGCUGGUGAUGGCGGUGGCGGCGAAGGCUGGAGGAGUGGGCGUAGGGGAGGGAGCGCAGGUCCAACGGGCGGAGCUGUGAGGCCGUGGGGUUCUGAUUCAUUCAGGGACUGGGACAUGUAGCCAACUCGGGAUCUGAUAACGGC